GUUGCCAUUCAUCGUUUAUGAUCUUCAAUGCCCAUUCAACGCAAUUUUUUGUAAUACGGUGAUACGCCAUUAUUUCAUCUGAACGUUGUAGGUUAGCGGUAGUUGUUGCUGUGGAGCUGUACUUUAGUAGCGACUGUCGUUUCGACUAUACGAAGUUUUCGAAAAUGGUUAAAGCCGUGUGCGUUCUUCAAGGAGAUGCCAAAGGCACUCUGUACUUCGAACAACCGGACAAUAGCCCUGCUGUGAAGGUCACGGGUCAGGUAUGCGGUUUGAAGCAAGGAUUGCAUGGUUUUCAUAUUCACGAAUUUGGCGAUAACACUAAUGGAUGUACAAGUGCUGGUCCACACUUCAAUCCGUUAGGAAAAGAUCACGGUGGUCCUGAUUCAGAUGUACGUCAUGUUGGAGAUUUAGGAAACAUUGAAGUAGGUGCAGAUGGAGUUGCUAGUGUUAAUAUAACUGAUAAAAUUAUUCAGCUUCAAGGACCAAACAACAUAAUUGGCAGAACUCUUGUGGUUCAUGCUGAUCCAGAUGAUCUUGGUAAAGGUGGACAUGAGUUAUCAAAAACCACAGGAAAUGCUGGAGCUCGUCUUGCCUGUGGAGUUGUUGGCAUUGCAAAACUUUAAAUAUAUAUAUUCUAAAUGUAUAUUCUAAUACUACAUAAAGAAUAAUACAUGUUAUUACUAUUAAUAUAAUGUUA
Messenger RNA from Osmia lignaria (orchard mason bee), 697 nucleotides. RefSeq names its product superoxide dismutase 1 (gene Sod1). NCBI's taxonomy places the organism in Eukaryota, Metazoa, Arthropoda, Insecta, Hymenoptera, Megachilidae. Gene Ontology annotation, biological process: superoxide metabolic process. Gene Ontology annotation, molecular function: copper ion binding. The record is from RefSeq and is a predicted model, not a curated record.